Cygnus olor (mute swan) is the source of this 1854-nucleotide messenger RNA. Its product is annotated as mothers against decapentaplegic homolog 4-like. NCBI's taxonomy places the organism in Eukaryota, Metazoa, Chordata, Aves, Anseriformes, Anatidae. The transcript is spliced from 12 exons. Gene Ontology annotation, cellular component: heteromeric SMAD protein complex. Gene Ontology annotation, molecular function: RNA polymerase II cis-regulatory region sequence-specific DNA binding; I-SMAD binding; DNA-binding transcription factor activity, RNA polymerase II-specific. The coding region runs from base 114 to 1715 and encodes 533 amino acids. Gene Ontology annotation, biological process: cell differentiation; transforming growth factor beta receptor signaling pathway; anatomical structure morphogenesis. The record is from RefSeq and is a predicted model, not a curated record.
UCCGGCGGCCCCUUUUGUUGCCGGAGCGCCCAAGUUGGCGGCGGCGGCGGCGGGGAUGCGGCGGGAGCCGGGCCCCGGCUGAGCGGAGCCGGGCGGCGGAGGGGAGCAGCGCCAUGUCCCUCGGCGCGCCCACCAGCAGCGACGCCUGCCUGAGCAUCGUGCACAGCCUGAUGUGCCACCGGCAGGGCGGGGAGAACGAGACCUUCGCCAAGCGGGCCAUCGAGAGCCUUGUCAAGAAGCUCAAGGAGAAGAAGGACGAGCUCGACUCGCUCAUCGCCGCCAUCACCACCAACGGCGCCCACCCCAGCAAGUGCGUCACCAUCCAGCGCACCUUGGACGGGCGGCUCCAGGUGGCGGGCAGGAAGGGGUUCCCCCACGUCAUCUACGCCCGGCUGUGGCGCUGGCCGGACCUGCACAAGAACGAGCUGAAGCACGCCAAGUUCUGCCAGUUCGCCUUCGACCUCAAGUACGACAGCGUCUGCGUCAACCCCUACCACUACGAGCGCGUGGUGGCCCCGGCCAUCGGUCUGAGCAUCCCCAGCGCAGAUGGAGGUGCCGCACGGGGCCAAGCGGGCGCCGCGCCCCCCCCGCCGAGCCCUACCGCCCGCCGCUGCCCCCCCCGCCGCUCCCCGAGUCCCCCCGCGCCCCCAGGAGCCUCUACCCCGCGCUGCCCAUGUCGCCCCCAGUGGCCCCCGGCGGCCCCCUGCUCCCGCUGCCCCACGGCGAGGGGCUGCUGCGGAUCACCUGCCCCACGCCGCCCCCGGCCACGCCAGCGCAGCCCCCCCCGCAGAACGGCUACCCCGCGCCCCCCAAACUGCCCUACCAUGGUUCUCCGGCGAGCUGGAGCAGCGGCAGCACGGCCAUCUACGCCCCCAGCCUGGGGGGGCCGCAGCCCCCCCCACCAGCCCAGCAGCCGGAGCCACCCGCAGCCCCCCCUGCACCACCCCAACCACUACUGGCCCCCGCCCCAUAGCUCCGCGCCGUACCAGCAGCCGGUGUCCACGCACCCCGGGCCAGAGUUCUGGUGCUCCAUCGCCUACUUCGAGAUGGACGUGCAGGUGGGCGAGAUCUUCAAGGUGCCGUCCAGCUGCCCCGUGGUCAUCGUGGACGGCUACGUGGACCCCUCGGGGGGCGACCGCUUCUGCCUGGGGCAGCUCUCCAACGUGCACCGCACCGACGCCAGCGAGCGGGCCCGGCUGCACAUCGGGAAGGGCGUGCAGCUGGAGUGCCGCGGCGAGGGGGACGUGUGGAUGCGGUGCUUGAGCGACCACGCCGUCUUCGUGCAGAGCUACUACCUGGAUCGGGAGGCCGGCAGGGCCCCCGGGGACGCCGUGCACAAGAUCUACCCCGGCGCCUACAUCAAGGUAUUCGACCUGCGCCAGUGCCACCGCCAGAUGCAGCAGCAAGCAGCCACGGCCCAGGCCGCCGCCGCCGCUCAAGCGGCCGCCGUGGCCGGCACCAUCCCGGGCCCCGGCUCGGUGGGCGGCAUCGCGCCCGCCGUGGGGCUGUCGGCGGCGGCGGGGAUCGGCGUGGACGACCUGCGGCGGCUGUGCAUCCUGCGGCUCAGCUUCGUCAAGGGCUGGGGGCCCGACUACCCGCGGCAGAGCAUCAAGCACACGCCGUGCUGGAUCGAGGUGCACCUGCACCGCGCGCUGCAGCUGCUGGACGAGGUCCUGCACACCAUGCCCGCCGCCGAGCCGGGCCCCCUGCGCUAGCGCACAAGGCCCCGCGCUUAAUUUAAUUUUUGUAAGAGAAAGUGCCCCCGAAAAAAAAAAAAAAAAAAAGGUUAAAAGAAAAAAGAAAGGAAAAAAAAGAGAGGGAAAAAAAAAAAGAAAGGGAAAAAAAAGAAAGGGG